UGAUUUAACAAUCAUCACUUCAUCUCCUUCCAUUUCCCUUUCGAUAAACCACCACAUCUUCUUCUGAAACCCUAGCCACGACCAAUCGCCGCCCGCCUCUUCCACAUACUUCUCCUUUGAUUAUCAGAUUUGAUGAAACCGGAUCGGGUCUACCUCUAGAUCCGUUCCACGUUUCGGAUCUCCACCGUCUAAGUCAAAUCCAGAUGCUCCCGAGAUUCGUAGCACAUAGACAUGUCUCUGUUUCUAAAAGACGAUUCGAUUCAAAUCCGCGAAGUAUGGAACGAUAACCUCCACGAGGAGAUGGAUCUGAUCCGACAAGUCGUCGACGACUUCCCCUACGUCGCCAUGGACACCGAGUUUCCCGGAAUCGUCGUCAGACCCGUCGGAACAUUCAAAUCCAACGCCGAUUACCACUACGAAACCUUGAAGCUCAACGUCAACAUCCUCAGCAUAAUCCAGCUCGGUCUCACCUUCUCCAACGAGCAAGGUAACCUCCCUACCUGUGGAACCGACAAGUACUGCAUCUGGCAGUUCAACUUCCGAGAGUUCGAUCUCGAUUCCGACAUCUUCGCCGUGGAUUCAAUCGACCUUCUUAAGCAAUCAGGCAUCGACUUUGCUAAAAACACACAAGAAGGGAUCGAGUCCAACAGAUUCGCGGAGCUCUUGAUGUCUUCAGGGAUCGUGUUGAACGAGAACGUCCAUUGGGUUACGUUUCACAGUGGAUACGAUUUUGGAUACUUGCUGAAGCUUCUUACAUGCCAAGACCUUCCCGAUUCGCAGACGUGCUUCUUCGAGCUGAUCAAUGUUUAUUUUCCGAUGGUGUAUGAUAUUAAGCAUUUGAUGAAGUUCUGUAACAGCCUUCACGGCGGUCUGAACAAGCUGGCGGAGUUGCUGGAGGUGGAGAGAGUUGGGAUCUGUCACCAGGCUGGGUCCGACAGUUUGCUGACCUCUUGUACUUUCAGAAAGCUUAAGGAGAACUUCUUUGCUGGUCCGUUGCAGAAAUAUGCUGGUGUUUUGUAUGGAUUAGGUGUUGAAAAUGCUCAGGUUACUCUCUAAUAGUAUCAAAUAAAAAUUCCUUAAAAAUUGUCUGGUUGGUUUUGUUACUGGUAUCAAAUUCAUGAUCACUGAAUCGUAUUUGAUC
Brassica oleracea var. oleracea is the source of this 1141-nucleotide messenger RNA. RefSeq names its product probable CCR4-associated factor 1 homolog 6. NCBI's taxonomy places the organism in Eukaryota, Viridiplantae, Streptophyta, Magnoliopsida, Brassicales, Brassicaceae. The transcript has 2 exons. The coding region runs from base 232 to 1056 and encodes 274 amino acids. The record is from RefSeq and is a predicted model, not a curated record. Gene Ontology annotation, cellular component: P-body; CCR4-NOT complex; CCR4-NOT core complex. Gene Ontology annotation, molecular function: poly(A)-specific ribonuclease activity; nucleic acid binding.